Molecule: messenger RNA, 2653 nt
Organism: Prunus mume (Japanese apricot)
Lineage: Eukaryota; Viridiplantae; Streptophyta; Magnoliopsida; Rosales; Rosaceae
Gene: CPSF73-II
Product: cleavage and polyadenylation specificity factor 73 kDa subunit-II
Biological process (GO): snRNA processing
Cellular component (GO): nucleus
Molecular function (GO): RNA endonuclease activity
Source: RefSeq, a predicted model, not a curated record
UUCCUCCCCUUACUAAUGACCCAAAAAAACCUAUAUUUUAUUUUAUUUUAUGCUUUCCUGAAUAGUGCUGGCUGGGUUGGCCUGUUUUCGAUGGCGGGCUCCGUCAUGAAUCUCUCUGGGCCAUUGGUUGUAAAGCCCGUAAUUGUAUCCAUUUUUCAUUAAUUCGGCUGUUAUUUAUUUAAAUUCUGCCACAAAACGAAACGAAUCAAACGCCGAAACUCAAUAGCGCGCCAAGAAGCUGCGUAUCUCAUUCUCAUGACCAUCGACUCUCUCGUCCUCGGCGCUGGGCAAGAGGUAGGUAAGAGCUGUGUAGUGGUGACAAUCAAUGGGAAGCGAAUCAUGUUCGACUGCGGAAUGCAUAUGGGGCAUCUAGACCACCAACGCUACCCCGACUUCUCUCUCAUUCCUAAACCCGAACCCAACCCGAACUUCGAUCACGCCCUCACUUGCAUCAUCAUCACCCACUUUCACUUGGAUCACGUUGGAGCCCUCCCUUAUUUCACGGAAGUCUGCGGUUAUCGUGGCCCCAUUUACAUGACGUAUCCGACAAAGGCAUUGGCUCCUAUAAUGUUGGAGGACUAUCGAAAAGUGAUGGUUGAGCGAAGGGGUGAGGAAGAACAGUUUUCUUCUGAUCACAUUGCUGAAUGCAUGAAGAAAGUUAUACCAGUGGAUCUGAAGCAAACAGUGCAGGUUGAUAAAGACCUUCAAAUCCGUGCGUACUAUGCAGGACAUGUUCUUGGAGCUGCAAUGUUUUAUGCAAAGGUGGGAGACGCUGCUAUGGUAUACACAGGAGACUAUAAUAUGACGCCAGAUAGGCAUCUUGGAGCAGCUCAAAUUGAACGACUAAAUUUGGACCUUCUUAUUUCAGAGUCCACAUAUGGAACAACCAUCCGGGAUUCAAAAUAUGCCCGGGAAAGAGAAUUUCUCAGAGCUGUUCACAAAUGCGUCGCUGGUGGUGGAAAAGUGCUAAUUCCAACAUUUGCUCUUGGGAGAGCUCAGGAGCUCUGUAUCUUGCUGGAAGAUUAUUGGGAGCGCAUGAAUCUAAAGGUUCCUAUUUACUUCUCAGCAGGUUUGACCCUUCAAGCCAACAUGUACUAUAAGAUGCUUAUCAGUUGGACCAGCCAGAAAGUUAAAGAAACGUACUCCACGCGCAAUGCAUUUGAUUUUAAAAAUGCUCACAAGUUUGACCGUUCUAUGAUCGAUGCUCCUGGACCUUGUGUUCUGUUUGCCACACCAGGGAUGAUCAGUGGUGGUUUUUCACUUGAAGUUUUCAAGCACUGGGCUCCUUCGGAAAUGAAUCUUGUUACACUGCCCGGGUAUUGCGUGGCUGGAACUAUAGGACAUAAAUUGAUGUCGGGUAAACCCACCAAAAUUGAUCUGGACAAGGACACGCAAAUUGAUGUGCGAUGCCAGAUUCAUCAUCUGUCUUUCAGUCCUCAUACAGAUGCCAAAGGGAUUAUGGACCUUAUCAAAUUUCUCUCCCCCAAGAACGUGAUACUUGUUCAUGGCGAGAAGCCUAAAAUGGCUACUCUAAAAGGAAAAAUACAGUCCGAACUGGGAAUUCAAUGUUAUGACCCUGCAAACAAUGAGACUGUCUCAAUUUCUUCAACCCACUAUGUGAAGGCAUUAGCUUCGGACGCAUUUAUCCGAAGCUGCUCAAAUCCGAACUUCAAGUUUUCGAAAAGCAGCCAAGAAGAUGAACACGGUUCAAAUUCGAGAAACAAUAAUUUCACUCCCCGACUGCGAGUAAGCGAUGAAAGGGUAGCAGAAGGGGUCUUGGUUAUGGAGAGAAACAAAAAAGCCAAGGUAGUACACCAAGACGAGCUUCUGCUCAUGUUAGGAGAAAAGAAGCACCAAGUUCGAUUUGCUUAUUGCUGCCCUGUCGAUAUUGGCAACUUGGGAGAGACCAAAAGUUCAACAACAAACGAUGGUCAGCUUUGCAAAUCUGAGACAUGCUCUCGGCUUCUUCGCCAAUUGUCUGCAAAACUGUCAAAUGAAUUUUCUCAAGGGAACAUCCAAGAUUUUGAGGAUCAUCUUCAAGUGGAGUCGUUUCAUGUGUCUAUUUGUUUGAAGAACAACUGCCCUUACAGAUUAAUGGAUGUUCAAAACAAAUCCCAAGAAGCAGCGUUUUUCUGCUGCAGUUGGGGGAUGGCAGAUGAGAAGCUUGCAUGGAAAAUCAUUUCCAUCUGUCAAAAUUUUAACGUACAUCAGCAUAAACAAGGGUGUCUGUAGCCUGGCUGACUCAUGUUGUUACUGAGGAUCUCAUGGAGCAGAGGGAGGACGCGUGUGCUUGAGUACAAGUGGACGACACAUCGUUGCGCCGCAAUCAGAGUGUCUGUCAGACGGCAUUACGGAGGACCACCUCGUGUAGUUCUGCCCUACCAGCACGUGUAGUUGUUGGCGGCACAAAGGGGUUCUGCUACCACCUUUGAAUUUUAGGUGAGUGAAAGGAAGCUAAUAAUUCUUCAUUAAAAAACAAUUCAAUAUAUAUAUAUAUAUAUAUAUAUGAAAGGACACUAGUUAUAUAUUCUUCAAGAACUUUUUUAUUUUUAUUUUUAGGUUGAGUGAAGGGAAAAUUGGAUUGACAACGUAUCGAAUAGAAUUUAAUGAAAGAAAGCGACCGCAUCUCUACAAUCAAAAAACAUUUGUAGUA